AUGGGUAUCUGCAGCUCCUCGUGCUGCGGAGGUCGAGCCCGCGAUGGCUUGUAUGAACCCGUCCUCGCCGAUAGCGAACGAGAGGCUGUAGCCGACCUUCUCCAGUAUCUCGAAAAUCGCGGCGAGACCGACUUUUUCUCUGGCGAACCUCUGCGUGCUCUGAGCACCUUGGUCUUUUCGGAAAACAUUGAUCUUCAACGAAGUGCUAGUUUGACUUUUGCUGAGAUUACUGAACGAGAUGUCCGAGAGGUUGACCGCGACACCCUUGAACCUAUUCUAUUCCUUCUCCAGAGCCCCGAUAUCGAAGUUCAGCGAGCUGCCAGUGCUGCACUCGGUAACCUGGCCGUUGACACCGAGAACAAGGUUCUCAUUGUGCAACUUGGCGGUCUAACACCUUUAAUCCGCCAGAUGAUGUCCCCCAAUGUCGAAGUCCAGUGCAAUGCUGUGGGAUGUAUCACGAAUUUGGCUACACAUGAGGAGAACAAGGCAAAGAUUGCUCGCUCCGGAGCUCUGGGUCCUCUGACAAGAUUGGCCAAAUCUCGGGAUAUGCGGGUUCAGCGGAAUGCUACUGGCGCUCUGCUGAACAUGACACAUUCUGAUGAGAACCGACAACAACUGGUAAAUGCUGGAGCGAUUCCCGUGCUUGUUCAGCUUCUUUCUUCUCCCGAUGUCGACGUUCAAUACUACUGCACCACAGCUCUCAGCAAUAUCGCUGUCGACGCGAGUAACCGACGAAAGCUGGCUCAAAGUGAACCCAAAUUGGUCCAAUCUCUUGUCAACCUCAUGGACUCGACUUCACCCAAGGUUCAAUGCCAAGCUGCCCUGGCUCUCCGCAACCUCGCUUCCGACGAAAAGUAUCAGCUUGAUAUCGUUCGUGCCAAUGGGCUUCACCCUCUUCUCCGACUCCUCCAAUCUUCUUAUCUACCGCUUAUCCUUUCUGCUGUCGCCUGUAUACGAAACAUCUCUAUCCACCCUCUUAACGAGUCACCAAUUAUCGAAACCAACUUCCUCAAGCCACUCGUCGACCUACUUGGAUCUACCGACAAUGAAGAGAUUCAGUGCCAUGCCAUCUCGACCCUUCGAAAUCUUGCCGCCAGUUCCGAUCGAAACAAAGCUCUUGUCCUGGAUGCCGGUGCCGUGCAAAAGUGCAAGCAAUUGGUUCUCGAUGUACCCAUCACUGUUCAGUCCGAGAUGACCGCUGCUAUUGCCGUUCUGGCCUUGAGUGACGAUCUCAAGUCUCAUCUCUUGAAUCUCGGAGUCUGUGGUGUUCUCAUUCCUCUCACCCAUUCGCCAAGCAUUGAAGUCCAAGGCAACAGUGCUGCUGCCCUGGGCAACCUUUCUUCUAAAGUUGGUGACUACUCAAUCUUUGUACAAAACUGGACCGAACCUCAAGGUGGAAUUCACGGAUACCUCUGCCGAUUCCUGCAGUCUGGUGAUGCUACCUUCCAGCACAUCGCCGUCUGGACCCUUCUCCAGCUCUUCGAGUCCGAAGACAAGACCCUUAUUGGCCUCAUUGGAAAGGCGGAGGACAUCAUCGAGCACAUCCGAAGCAUUGCAAAUCGACCAAUUGAAGCCGACAAUGAAUUCGAGGAUGAGGAUGAGGGUGAAGUUGUCAACCUAGCUCAACGUUGCCUGGAACUACUGGGACAGAGCAUGUCCAAGGCUCACAUCGAGGGCUAA
Messenger RNA from Fusarium musae, 1680 nucleotides. It is a transcript of the gene VAC8, whose product is annotated as Vacuolar protein 8. The coding region runs from base 1 to 1680 and encodes 559 amino acids. The transcript has 7 exons. Gene Ontology annotation, molecular function: protein binding; protein-membrane adaptor activity. NCBI's taxonomy places the organism in Eukaryota, Fungi, Ascomycota, Sordariomycetes, Hypocreales, Nectriaceae. The record is from RefSeq and is a predicted model, not a curated record. Gene Ontology annotation, cellular component: fungal-type vacuole membrane. Gene Ontology annotation, biological process: vacuole inheritance; nucleus-vacuole junction assembly.